UACCAUUCUGUAUUUGUUUGAGGUUUCUGGUUCCUGAAUCCGUUGUACUUAUUUACUUUACACUUCUUGCAGGUCGUCAACAGCGGUACAGAGUACAGUACUGGUCAGUUCAUCGCUGUCUUCGUCUGGAUCGUCGAUUGGCUCCGAUCAUCGCCAUCUACGGAGCGGUCAUUCCAGUACACACUCCCAGCAACAAUCCACAAUCACCGAAUCUGCGAAAACAGUUACCGAGGAUGCACCCCAGGGCUAUGCAGAAUGGAGAAGCCGAAUACUUGCUAAUCUGUCGAACAGACGUAACAAUAAUGUCUGCAGUAACAAUAAUUACUUGGACAGAUGUUCAUCGCUGCGAGCUGAGGACCUGACAGGAACAGAAAAUCAACUUGCCGAGGUUCGCUCAAUCACCGAAAUUUACCGAUCGGCUGAAGUGACCGCAGGCGAAGGUGAUACCAUAUCGCAGUCGACUUUGGAAGGUUAUUUUUUAUUUGUCGAUUGGAAGUUUUGCUGA
Gongylonema pulchrum is the source of this 505-nucleotide messenger RNA. Lineage: Eukaryota; Metazoa; Nematoda; Chromadorea; Rhabditida; Gongylonematidae. The record is from the annotation of a GenBank genome assembly.